CGGUCGCUAGGCUGAUGCGCUAUAAUCUGGCCUCGGAGCCAGGCCCACGAAGCCAGGCAUUCUCGCUGACCAACGGCGACUUUAUUAUGGACGCUGUGCAGCACGGAGGCGCGCUGGUCCCGCGUCCUGGUUUUUGUCCCACUCAAGACCUCGUGUGUUCUCCUCUUAUGACCAUGCCUCCGCAUGAUUCUAAAAUGGACGCAUUGGUGUCUGUGGAUUCGGACAGUAACCUGGAAGAUAGCGAUUUCGAUGGUGGAGGUGUUGCCGAAGCGGACACAACGGACACUUCCAUUGACCAUUCUUCUGACCGCCAGGACUCGAAUGCUGAAGAAGGGGGAUCAGGAAAGAGUAAAGGACAUUUAGUGAAGCCUCCGUACUCUUACAUCGCCCUUAUUACUAUGGCUAUUCUUCAGUCUCCAGAAAAGAAACUCACGCUUAGUGGUAUUUGUGAAUUUAUCAAGAAUCGCUUUCGUUUUUACAGAGAGAAGUACCCAUUAUGGCAAAAUUCUAUUCGACACAAUUUGAGCCUCAAUGACUGUUUUGUUAAGAUUCCAAGAGAACCAGGUAAUCCAGGUAAAGGGAAUUACUGGAGUUUGGACCCAGCUUCUGAAGAUAUGUUUGAUAACGGCAGUUUUUUAAGACGACGUAAACGUUACAAAAGGCAACAGGCUUAUGCCCACAAAGAUCCUUCUGCAUUUAUGGCUGCCACGCUUGAUCCUUACCGCCACGGACUAUUCGCAGGGCAUCCGCACUUAGUUUACCCUUACAUGCCACACCUACCUCCUCCUAUCCCCCUGCUUUCCCCCCAGGACCUGGCGAGGGUAUCUUUACACCCUAUCAAUUUAACUUCUAUGCAAAAUCCAAUGGCGACUCCAAUCUGUACCGGCCCGCCAGGAAUUUUCGAUACUCCGAGUGAUGUUUCCUCCUCCUCUUCCCAGUGCACGAAGGCGAUGGCAUCGAAACCAAGCUUCUCAAUCGAAAGGAUUAUUGGAGACUCCAAAUCGCCCGAUGUGAAGCCAGAAAUGUUAGCCUUGCGGCCGAAUAUACCCCUUCUGUCACGAGCGCCUGUAGAUACAGCCUUCACUUGUCCCGGGACAGCAUUGAACGCUCUUGAAAAGUACCGACAGUAUUUGCAGACGCUUACCUCUAAUCCACUGGAUGGCAACGGGACGUGGUCUCGAUGACCUCGUCCUCUUUCUCCACUGUAGUGAUACCACAUGUAGCGAAAGCACGUAAAUGUAUUAUAGGGAUAUCUUUCUUUCAUGAGCAAUGGAUGUCGCUUCGUUCUGUCUUUUAACGAAUUUACGAUUGAUUUUAUUACUCUUUUUACUUCUGCUGUAUAUAUGAUAACUUCUUUUCCUGAUAAGUUUUCUUUAUUAUGCUUACCUACAAGGAACUGCCAUUUAGCAGUUCUGAGGUUUGAAGCAAAAUUUCUAGAUAAUUUAUCAUUCGUAUAAUUAAAAUGCAUUAGCUGUAAAGCUACAAUAAAAUUGUUUAUGGCAUUGUUAAUAACUAGAAGUAUUUAUAAACCUGUAAUGUUAAUAGUUCACUGCAGUUCAUUUUACUUCUUCUUAUGAUGUUAUCUGAAUUUUAAACUCCUACCUGAAUUCUAAUUUGCAAGUGAUAGUGUAUCUUUCCCUUGAAGCGACGUCCAAAUGCAAAUACAUUUAUAGAUCUCAAUGACAAUUUAAGAAUACAUUUAAGUUGAUAUAAAUUCCAUUGCUAAUUAUGGAGACAUUAUAAGUAAUCUCACAUAUCUUGUAUUCUUCGCAUCCAUAACUUUCCUGUAUCCAGUUUAUGUGAAUCGGUAAGCUGAAAACUGAAUUUAAUAACGAAUUUUAUAAAAACAAACACGAUUCUAGCAUGUGAUUGGAGGAAGAAUUUUCAAGAAAAAUGAAGCAUUUGUUGAGCAUCCAAUAAUAGUUCUGUUGUUAUAUUAUCAGUAGUCAAACUGCAAAUUUCAGGUGAAUUUAUUUUUUAUUUUUCCAUAUUUAGAUGUUAUGCUGUAAUUCUAUUUAUACGCUUAUUUUAUAUAUCUUGCAAUACACUUGAUUAACUUUUUUACCUAUGUCAACGUGACUGAAUUUUAAGGUUAUAAUGUGGUGUCAACCGGCUUAAUUUUUAAGGUUAUUUAAGGUAAUAACCAAUUUCCUAUGAAAAAUAAUUGCAGUGAGCAAUAAUGAGGAAAAUAGUUUGUGACCAUAUUUAUUGACAAAUUCUCUAAAGGAUUUUUUCUCCUGCCUCAUAUUUAUAUGUAAAUUUUUAAAAUUUAUUUCUGCUUCACUGUUUUUGCAGUCUUUAAGAUUUUAUAAAUUAAUUUCUUUAAAAUUUUCUAGUGAGUAAUAAUACUUCAUUUGUUCUUAAACUGAAAACAAAAAUAUGUAUCUUACUUAUGUAAUAUAAUGCAU
Molecule: messenger RNA, 2408 nt
Organism: Stegodyphus dumicola
Lineage: Eukaryota; Metazoa; Arthropoda; Arachnida; Araneae; Eresidae
Product: forkhead box protein D3-A-like
Biological process (GO): cell differentiation; regulation of transcription by RNA polymerase II; anatomical structure morphogenesis
Molecular function (GO): DNA-binding transcription factor activity, RNA polymerase II-specific; RNA polymerase II cis-regulatory region sequence-specific DNA binding
Source: RefSeq, a predicted model, not a curated record